Paramisgurnus dabryanus is the source of this 3783-nucleotide messenger RNA. RefSeq names its product phospholipase A2, group IVF, tandem duplicate 2 (gene pla2g4f.2). Gene Ontology annotation, cellular component: cytosol. Gene Ontology annotation, biological process: glycerophospholipid catabolic process. NCBI's taxonomy places the organism in Eukaryota, Metazoa, Chordata, Actinopteri, Cypriniformes, Cobitidae. Gene Ontology annotation, molecular function: calcium-dependent phospholipid binding; calcium ion binding. The record is from RefSeq and is a predicted model, not a curated record.
UACAUGCACCUUAACUGGCGCAGAGGGCUAGAGACUAACAAGUUCUUCAGGUUUUCAGUGUUAAAUACACAGACGAGUGAGAUUGGCAUUUCUUCUUUUGCCUUCAAGUGUUCACUGUGGUCUUGCUGAGAACACAAACAUGCAGAAGGAGUUAAUGCCAUAUUGGAAUCUCACCGUCACAGUGUUGAGAGCGAAAUUAAGUCAGUCACGUGACUUAUUUUCUAAAUCUGACUGCUACAUCCUCUUAAAAUUACCCACGGCCUGCGCCUGCUGUCAUCGCACCAAAACCAUCACAAACAGCAAUGCACCAGAAUGGAAUGAAAACUUUCGUUUCAGAGUACACAGUGGUGUCAAGAACAUCCUGGAACUCCACAUAUAUGAUGCUGACUUAAUUACAAAAGAUGACUGCUGUUCCUCUAUCCUCUUUGAUAUCAGUAACCUCACACUUGGAAAAAAGCUGAAAAAAUGCUUCAUUACGGAUGAUGAGAAACAGAAUGAGCUGUGGGUGGAGUUUAAUAUGACAGAGAGCCCUGACAGCCCAGAGCCUUACCUAUCUAAUGGGGUGUUGAUGGCUGCUCCAUUCUGUGCACUAGACGUGACGGCAGAAAAAUUACGGACUGAUGUGAAAAGCCUACUGUUAAAACUGAGGGGUGCGUUUAAGGAAGACUUUAUCCUCUCAGGCUCUGUGGAAAAUCCCAGCUUCUCACAAACUAUGCGCUACUACAUCAAUCGAGACUUGGAGACCGAAUUUAGUCUUAUGCCAUCACAGGAUGUGAAGAAAGAGGAUAGAGUUGAUGGAUCCACUAUAAGCCCCUUGUCCUCUGUCCCAUUAAGAACAACAUCAGCUAACAAACAAAUCAAACUCUCUAUGCCUGUUGGAAAAGGCGCAUUAGAUCUGCAAGUUAAGACAGAUGACCGCUCUAGUGAAGACAUGAAUUUACGACUGGGUUUUGAUAUCCCGAUGGAAGAGAAGAAUUUUCUGAUGAAGAGGAGGAAAGUCGUGUCACAAGCACUACAGAGAGCUUUGAAACUCACCUCUCCACCUGAACCCAGCAAGGUGCCAGUGAUAGCCGUGGUGUGUUCUGGAGGCGGGUCUCGGGCAAUGACGGGCACAUUUGGGGCUCUUAGAGGUCUACAGAAGCUCCAACUCCUUGAUGCUAUCAGCUACAUCACAGGGUCUUCUGGCUCCACCUGGACUUUGUCCUGUCUUUAUGGUGAUGAUGCUAACUGGUCAAGCAGUGACUUGAAUGUCCCAAUGGAGUCGGUUAAAAAGGAAAUCACAAAAAGCAUGUCUAGUUUAUUUUCCAUGGAGCAGCUGCGGCACUACAAAGAAAAGAUGGAAGAGAAAGAAAAGCAAGGACAUCUCGUCUCUCUCAUUGAUCUGUGCGGUCUGGCUGUAGAGUACCUCAUACAUGGGAAGAAAAAAAUGGCUACACUCUCUGAACAGCAGAUGGCACUAUUAAAGGGCCAGAACCCUCUUCCAAUCUAUACUGCUAUCAACAUGAAGAAUGGCAAGACAGGAAGUACAGUAGAGUCUGAAUGGUGUGAAUUUACUCCAUACGAGGUUGGAUUUCUGAAGUAUGGUGCCUUCAUACCUGCACAGAACUUUGGGAGUGAAUAUUAUCUUGGUCACCUGGUCAGGAAACUGCCUGAAACUGGGAUCUACUCUCUAUUGGGAAUAUGGAGCAGUGUUUUCUCUCUGAGUCUGACUCAGAUAUGGACUUGUGCCACUGGAGUCACUCCAUCCUGGGCCGACCAACUUGGAGAAGAAGUGACAAACACAGACAUAGACGAUAAAGCAUCAACGCUGGAUACGCGUUACGUCAGUCCUAUGACUGAACUGGCAAAAAGAGUAAGCAACUUUCUUACCAGCCGCCCCAUUAUUAGCCAAGCGUACAACUUUCUGAGAGGUUUCUACCUGCACAAGAACUACACUGAGAACAGUGACUUCAACACAUGGAAUGAAGACCAUCCAGAUGCUUUCCCGAAUUCUCUGACACCAGCAGACUCUAAACUUGAACUGAUAGACUCUGCUGUUGUGAUCAAGUCAGGAUUUCCUCCUGUACUACGCCCUAAGAGACGUGCAGAUGUUAUUCUGUCUUUGAACUACGCUUGGGAUGUGAACCACUUCAAGCCACUGAAACAAACUCAUGAGUACUGCAUUGACCGCAAGAUUCCGUUUCCGAAAAUCAAUUUCAAAAAGUUGGAGUCAGAGCCGAUGAAGGAAGUUUAUGUGUUUGAGGAUAAAGAAAAUCCAGAGGCUCCAAUAGUGAUUCACUUUCCCUUGAUCAACAUCACAUUCAAACAGUUCAAGGCUCCUGGUGUGAAGAGAGAAGGAAAGAUCGAGAUGAAGGAAGGUGAUUUUGAUAUUGACUAUACCAGCCUCACUUGUCCAUUUGCUACGCCCAGACUGACUUACUCACCUGAAGACUUUCAGAAGUUGUCCAACCUCACCACUUACAACAUUUUAAACAACAAAGAUAUAAUUAUGAACACAUUAAACAAAGUAGUUAAGAAAAACAUGGAGGGAACUCCUGUACAGACACAAAUGACACAGUCUUGUGAUGCCAGCUUCAUUAAGGGAAGAUCUGCAGCUAAGUGUUAAAAACCUUUUAUAUAUAGGGGCUGGGAUGCUUAUGGUAAUUCAUACUGUAGGGGUGAGCGGGACACAAACUACUGUAACGCAGGGUAAAUUGUAACAGCUAUUUAGUUACACAGGGCCAAACAAUCUGUGUUUUUAUCUUUUUCUCUCACUGUCAGAAGACGAUCUGCUAUAAACUUGUGAAAAGUUCUGAUGCAUGCAUUGGACAAAGAGUGCUUAGCAGACACGAAAGUUUCUUUCUCAUAUGGUUUUUUUUUCAAUUUCUGAAUUGUGUGUGUAAGUCACCAAAUCCAUGUGUUUUGUAUCUUUUAUAGAUGGUCACUUUGUGUGACCGCUUUCUCCAAUGUACUGUAUUUGAAUGUUUUAUUACACACAUGCAUGCACACACAGUCAGCCAUACAUGGUUUAUGAGGACUUUCCAUAGACGCAAUGCAUUUUAUACUGUCCAAACUGUUAUAUUCUAUUCCCCUAACCUCUUACCCCAAUCCCUAACCCCAAUGUCACAAAAACCUGUUGCCAGUCUUUAAUCUAUGAAAAACUACCAUUUAGUAUGUUCUUCCUGUGUCCCCAUAAACCAUGGUAAUAGCAUAGUUAACAUGUCAUUAUACACUAUUCAUGUCCCCGUAAACCACAUUUGCAAACCCACACAAACACACAAACAACUCCAGUAUCAACAUUAUAACUAAAUCAUUCAAUUUGUUUCUUGAAAUAUACUGUACACUGGAAGCUCUUGUGAGUCAUUAGGUUUCUAUUACACACAUUUUGACUUAAGUUGAAUGAUUAAUUCUUUGAGAAUGUCGGUUACCGUUCUGCCAUUUCGAAAAGAUUUGGUUGACAAAACAGAGCUCUCAUGUAAAGCCAGACUGAUGAUUUAGGAUGAAAAUACCGUGCUUCAUCAUAAGCAUGAUCCAUUUUUUGCAACUCUUUUCCAGCUGAGCUAUUUUUGGACAGAUAACAAAGAAACACGAAGAAGGUGGGGAUUUUCUAUUUUCACAACCAUUCUUUCAUAAAAACCUCCCCCACAAAGUGACUUGCUAGUUUACUGGGAAAUAUUGCAAUACAAAAAUGACAAGUCUUAGAAAAAACAGUAUUUUGUGUAAUCCGUCUGUAAUCCGUUAGCUUUAUUCAAAUCAAAUACAGCAAAAAAGACAAACAAAACAGACAUUUCUUUCAACAAACAA